Messenger RNA from Zea mays, 1105 nucleotides. RefSeq lists its product as uncharacterized. The coding region runs from base 43 to 819 and encodes 258 amino acids. NCBI's taxonomy places the organism in Eukaryota, Viridiplantae, Streptophyta, Magnoliopsida, Poales, Poaceae. The record is from RefSeq and is marked predicted. The transcript has 2 exons.
CUUGCCUCCCUGGCCGCAUCACUUCUGAACCUCCCCAAGCAAAUGUGCCAUCUCUCAGCUGUCGUGCUCAUCGGAGCCAGCCUCCACCACCGUCCACAGCUCUCUGGUGCUCGCCCAUGGCGCCCGCCCUGCCCCAGGUCCGAAGCUGGUCGUCGUGUAUGCUCGGUCUCACGGGCGCCAUCGUUCCGCGCACCGGCCUCGGCAAACUCCAAGAACCUGGGCCGCCUGGGCCCAGCACGUUAUCCUCGUCACCAGCUCGCUCGCGUGCCCAGCUUCCUGUUUUCCCUCUUCCUCCCGCGCUCGGACAUCGCCAGUGAAGGCCCGCGCGCGCCGUCGUUUGAAUCCUGGUUUUCUCCCUACUCGCUGCGCUCACGUCGUCGUCUUCCUGCUCGUUCCGCGACGUCGCUCCCAGUCCACAGCUCGUUGGCUUCCCUGUGCGCGGUUGCGGAUGCCGUCGCCCGAUCCUUGUGCCUUGGCCCGAUCCUUGUGCCUUGCCGAGCUCAUCACCGCCGCGAGACUCUGCAUCGCUGUGCUCAGCCACGCCUCCCUAGUCGUCUUGCACAUACUCAUCUCCAAACAGGACCACGCUGCCGACUAUUGACCCCGUCGUUGCCUCGCAGCGCUCGAACACUAUCGUUGUCACUCGACAACGUGUUUGCCCGUCACCACGUUACCUUCAGCAACACGGCUCUACUGGACUCCGUGCGCUCGUCGACACCUGGUUAUCGAUCUCCGCCACGCCGUGCCCCCGCUCUUCAGCAUCGUCGUCACCCUUUUUCUGUUAUGUCGCAGGCGUUCGUGGAUUGGUACGUUAAUUGAUCACGUGAUGUGGAGGUCAAGAGUCAAGCUGACCUCAAAUGGUGCAAAGGAUGAUCUACUCCGGGAAGGGAUGUCGAUGGACCAAUCUCAAGUGGAUGGAUAGAACGAGUGCCAAGACAAAGGAUGGUCGUCAAGUGAUCGUCGUCUAACAAACACUAACCUAGUGUUAUCCCAGGCAAGCCCCGGUGCAUUAUCUAUUUCCUUGUUUUAAAAACUUUAUCACCUUGUUUGAUGCAUUAGGUGAUAGGAGUAGUGUGCUAAACAAUUGAUGCAUUCCCUUCCUUGG